Messenger RNA from Acomys russatus (golden spiny mouse), 1119 nucleotides. It is a transcript of the gene Evi2a, whose product is annotated as ecotropic viral integration site 2A. Bases 219 to 884 code for a protein of 221 amino acids. The transcript is spliced from 2 exons. Lineage: Eukaryota; Metazoa; Chordata; Mammalia; Rodentia; Muridae. The record is from RefSeq and is a predicted model, not a curated record. Gene Ontology annotation, cellular component: membrane.
CCCGUGACAUGUGUUUGAGUUGCAGUGGAAAGGAAAUGUGUCAUCUGUGGUUUGGUUUUAAAAGUGGAAAGCUAGCUGUACAUAUCCUCUUUAAAAAAGCUGCAGAUUUAAGUAACGUAGUCUCCAAACUAUUCUACUUAAAAUAAGAAGAAAAGAAGUGAUUUAUUAAAUAAAGAUUGUGGCAGAGCAUUUUGAAAGAUACCAGUACCGCUGUGGGCAUGGAGCACACAGGACAGUACCUGCCUCUUGUUUUCCUAAUGACAACAGUGUGUUCUUCAUCUCCUGGAACAAAAGCAAACUCUACACAUCUGUGGGCUAGUAAUGUCACCGCCUGGACUUCCAUUAAUCAACACAGCACGAGCAGACAGCAGAGUGAGGACACAAAGCCUGCACCUCCUGCAAUGGAUCACAAAGUGAGUGCUACAAAUGUGCUGGCAUCAUCUCCCACUGUGCCUGUAGCCCCCACAUCUACACUGAAGCCCUCUGUGCCCCAUGCUUUCAGAAACAGUUCUCCAACAGUAGAGUUCAAAAGUCAGGAAGAAACUUUUAAAAAGGAUGUCUGUGAGGAACACAACAGCAACAUGGCCAUCCUAAUUUGCUUAAUUGUAAUUGCAGUGCUUUUUCUCAUCUGCACCUUUCUAUUUCUAUCAACUGUGGUUCUGGCGAACAAAGUCUCAUCUCUCAGAAGAUCUAAACAAGCAGGCAAGCGGCAGCCUCGGAGCAAUGGUGAUUUUCUGGCCAACAGUGGGCUCUGGACUGCUGAAUCGGACACUUGGAAAAGAGCGAAAGAGCUCACAGGCCCCAGCCUCCUGAUGCAGUCUACUGGAGUGCUUACAGCCAGCAGGGAAAGGAAGCACGAAGAGGGAACUGAAAAACUCAACUAGACCAAGGUUUGGAAAGGGAAAUGCAAAGCAGCAGCGAGGAAGGCCGAGUUAAAAAUAAAGCUAGCUGGUGGUAUUUCACAUCAACAUUUGCUCAGAUGAUCAAAAGUCUGACAGGCAGUUUAGCAUCAAACAGACCAGAAAGGGAGAUGUAUGCCUGCUGAAGUUACUUAAAACUGCCUUUCUGUUUCACACGUCCUUUUUUUUUUUAAGUAAACAAAACAACAGCAGCUGAAGA